Molecule: messenger RNA, 882 nt
Organism: Spinacia oleracea (spinach)
Lineage: Eukaryota; Viridiplantae; Streptophyta; Magnoliopsida; Caryophyllales; Amaranthaceae
Exons: 3
Coding region: 1-882 (293 amino acids)
Source: RefSeq, a predicted model, not a curated record
AUGGGAUUCAAACCGACUAAGCAUGACAACAAGCAACAAGAGGCUAAGCUAAGAGCCCGUCAAGUUGGUAAUGACCAAUUCAAAAUACCUCCUCAUCAAGGUACACUCAACGGGCAAUUGAUAAAAGAAGGGGAGGAUGACUUGUACUUUGACUUUUCAGAGCCUUUCUAUGACACUUCAAAAGGGGUCCUUUACCCUGGUUACGAGAUUUUUCAAGACUGUCACUUCCUCGAGGAUGCACCACCCAUACAAAACAAGGCUACCCAGAAUGCCUUGCUUCAUCACCUUUUGAUGAUCACUCAAAUCGAAGAUUUUGACCCAUCUAAGAUUAUUGCUCUUAGCGAGAAGAUGGUCAAUGGCUGGAGGAAGUCCCUCAAGAUUACCGAUCCAAAUGGAAAAAUUUCUGGGGGAAUCGAGGUUGAUCCUUCAAAGAUCAAGGCCAUUCUAGACAUGAAAUCGCUAGCGAAUGAGAAAGAAAUUCGGGGGUUCCUUGGCAAGUUACAAUACAUCAGCAGAUUCAUUUCAAAACUCACCAUGAUUUGUGAGCCAGUGUUCCGAAAACUCCACAAGAGUGAGCCCAAGGUAUGGGACGAAGACUGUCAACAUGCAUUUGACACCAUCAAGGACUAUCUUUCAAAUCCACCAGUGUUGAAGCCAGCAAUAUUGGGGGCUCCCCUCAGGCUUUACCUUACAACAACCAACUCGGCAGUAGGGGCCAUGCUCGCCCAAGAGAUCGACGACAAAGAAAACGCCGUGUACUAUAUAAGCAAAAAGUUACUCGAGUACGAAACCAGAUAUACUCAACUCGAAAGAAUCAGUAUUGCCUGGUUUGGGCCACAAAGAAACUCCAGCAUUACAUGCUCUCCCACACAGUGUGUGUAA